This is a messenger RNA of Juglans regia (Persian walnut), 1055 nucleotides long. RefSeq lists its product as uncharacterized. The coding region runs from base 57 to 872 and encodes 271 amino acids. Lineage: Eukaryota; Viridiplantae; Streptophyta; Magnoliopsida; Fagales; Juglandaceae. The record is from RefSeq and is a predicted model, not a curated record. The transcript has a single exon.
UCUCUCUCUCUACACACUAUAUUAGCCGUUUAUUUUCUCUCUUCCUCAUCAAGAAGAUGUGUAGGUCGACUGACUUUCACGGUUAUCGAUCCGCCGGUCGAGAUUCUCGCCUGAGAAUCAGAGCGCUCUUCGUCCGGUUUUCGGGUCUAAAUGAUCAGAACCCGUUGCCCGAAUCAAUCACUCUGCUCUACCUCCCACGCAUCAACGAGAACUCGCUCGUCGUCGACGGGUCGAACAUAAAGCUUGAUUCACCCGCGUUCGUCACUCUGCACCGGGUCGUUGCAGCGAAGACGAGGGAGGGGGAGGUGGUGUUCGGGAGCAGGGAGAGAGUUCGGGCUGGCGAAGGGGUGCAGUUCGAGGUGUACCUAAGAGAGGAGAAGGUUUUGAAGGGGAUUUUCAGAAAAGAAGAGGGCGGCGAGUGGACAUUGGAGUGCAAGUGCAAGAUGGAAAGCGAGGUUUCAGUUUCGGAGGCGGAGGUUUGCGUGGCAGUGGAAGGGCACGUGGCGAUGAAAGAGAGGGUGGAUAUGGCGGUGAGGAGAAGGAGCUGGAGGAGGAAGCAUGACAGCAGGGUUUGUGGAGGGUUGGAGGAGAUCCCAGAGGGAAGAGAGGAGGAGGAGGAGGAGGAGGAUACUACUGAAUCGGACGGCGGCUGCUGUUGUUCUUGUGGGGAAGAAAUGGAGAAUGGAUCGGACGGUAGAGAUGUUGGGGAAGGGGAGGACCGAGAUGAAGAAGAUAGUACGGAUAUGGCGAUGGAGAUGGAAGGAGUGAGAUGGGCGGUUGAUGUGGGGAUUUGGGUAAUGUGUUUGGGGGUUGGCUUCUUGGUUUCUAAUGCUUCUCUGAUCAACAACUUCAGACGCAGGAAAAUACUUUGAGGCUCUUUUAAUCGAAGUUUUACAUUUUUUUAAAAAAAAUCUCUGAUCGGUAAUUGUAAAAAGUCAUGAGUUUAUUUUGCAAAAUUGAGAGAGACAUAAACAUGUCCAUAAAUUCUACAGAGUUAGCUAGCAACUCAACCAUUGUGAUACAAUUUUUGUGGUGGUAUACCGAUUCCAUCUUUA